This is a messenger RNA of Amphiprion ocellaris (clown anemonefish), 1141 nucleotides long. RefSeq lists its product as uncharacterized. Gene Ontology annotation, biological process: negative regulation of double-strand break repair via homologous recombination; positive regulation of double-strand break repair via nonhomologous end joining; positive regulation of isotype switching. The transcript has 3 exons. The record is from RefSeq and is a predicted model, not a curated record. Lineage: Eukaryota; Metazoa; Chordata; Actinopteri; Pomacentridae. The coding region runs from base 183 to 1061 and encodes 292 amino acids.
CUUCACCUCAACUAUCGCGAGAAUUUGCGGGAAGCGCUUUUCUUCCGCCAUAUUAGCCUCUCUGAUGCUAGCGCUAGCUUCUGUUUCACGGAGGACCGGAGUGUUAGUCGAGCUGAAGGAUCUCUAUCUGCAUGCCGGACGGUGCUGCAUCAUGAGGAGUUCGUCCCCUGGUCUCCGUCUGGAUGGAGGAUGUGGUUCUUCACUAUCGGUCCGGAUCAGCAGAAGGACUCCAGACUCUGUUGGAGACCUCAGAGAAGCUCCUGGAACUGUUCCCCUGCCGGCCUCCUCCGGUCUUCACCUGCUGGUUUCCUGCCGCCGCCGAUCGUCUACCCAUCAGACCAGUAAAACCAGCUCCGGUCAUCACCUCCUCAGACGCCUCCAUCUCCAAGCCUCUGCUGGGGAACCAAUCAGAGAGCAGAACAGCUGACGGCGUCUCAGAGGAGCAGACGUCUCCGGUCAGACGGUCCUGGAGCGUCUUCAGACAGACAGAAGUUCUGCUGCAGAGCUCCCAGUCCAUGUCCAGACGUUUCCUCCACAUGGUGUCGCUCCACAAGCUGCACCUCCGGCAGAGAGCCAAGUGGGUGAUCAGAGAGAAGAACUGGGAGACCAGAGACAUCGAGCAGGUCUGGAGGACUCUAACCGUCUGGUUCUGGUCCCUGCAGGUCUGGAGGAUUCUAAUCGUCUGGUUCUGGUCCCUGCAGGUCUGGAGGACUCUAACCGUCUGGUUCUGGUCCCUGCAGGUCUGGAGGAUUCUAAUCGUCUGGUUCUGGUCCCUGCAGGUCUGGAGGAUUCUAAUCGUCUGGUUCUGGUCCCUGCAGGUCUGGAGGAUUCUAAUCGUCUGGUUCUGGUCCCUGCAGGUCUGGAGGACUCUGAUCCGGUCUGUCCGGAGCUCCGGUCUGCCGUCGUUUAACGCCAACAUCCAGCGGCAGCGAGCAGAGAUCUGGGUGUUCUGUGACGUUCUGAACGGAGAACAGGUGGGACGACACCUGAAGGAGCAGCUGCAGCUGAAGGGGAGGAUCAGUCUGACGGUCCGUCACCUGGGAAACAUCUUCAGCCUGUAGGGAGGAUGGAGGAAGGAAGGAGGGAGGAUAGAGGGAGGAAGGAGGGAGGAUGGAGGGAGGAUGGAAGAAGGAUGGAGGGA